Molecule: messenger RNA, 2726 nt
Organism: Fimicolochytrium jonesii
Lineage: Eukaryota; Fungi; Chytridiomycota; Chytridiomycetes; Spizellomycetales; Powellomycetaceae
Product: Asp-Glu-Ala-Asp box polypeptide 3, Y-linked-like protein
Exons: 2
Coding region: 304-2391 (695 amino acids)
Cellular component (GO): nucleus
Molecular function (GO): RNA helicase activity; RNA binding; ATP binding
Source: RefSeq, a predicted model, not a curated record
GUGACUUCUGCAUCUCUCUUUCCUUUCGUUUCCCCGCCGCCGCCGCCGCCCAAUGAGCGACUUGGUAAAUAAAGGACGGAUUUGAAUUCAAUCCAAUCAACGACAGAAGACGGCUCGCCCACAGCCCACAGCCCACAACCAUUCUUCCCCUUCUUUCCCUCCCUCCCUCCCUGUCGCCCCCCAGUAACUUAUUCCUGACUCCGAUAACUACUCUACUCUACUCGACAGAAAAAGAGAGAGACCCAACAACAACAACAACAACCACUUACACACCCCACUUACACAAUCCAGACGCAUAUUGGAAUGCUCAGCAUGGAUAACCAGAACAAACAAGACGGCCCCGUCGACUCCCUCAGCCACGGCUUUGCUAACCUCGACGUUAACGGUGCUAACAACAACAGCAGCAGCAACAGCAACGGGAACUACUCCCGUGGUGGAGGCGGUGGUGGUGGUGGCCGUGGAAUCGGUCGUUCUGCUUACGUCCCUCCUCACCUCCGUGGAGCUGGAGGAGACGACUCUCAACGGUCAAACAACAACGCCGGUCCUCCUCCACCGCGCAGGGGCGGCUGGAGUAACGGCCCAGCAGCAGGCGGUAGCACCCGUGGUGGAGGUGACUGGGGUGCUCCCAGGCAAGAGGGCGGUGGCGGCUACGGUGGAGGUGGUUACGGUGGAGGCAACAGCUAUGGUCGUCGUGAUGACAGACCCGCUCGUCAACCGGCCACCUACACCAAGGACCCCAGCGACGAAUUCGCUCACCGUCCCGAUGUGAAGCCCCGCGACCCUCGUCUUGAGACUCAACUCUACGGUGCUCAGCACAACAGCGGUAUCAAUUUCGAGAAAUACGAAGACAUCCCCGUUGAGGCGUCCGGUAACGACUGCCCCGAACCCAUCUCCGACUUUGCAAACUCUCUCCUCGACGAACUUGCGAAAUCCAACGUCAAGCUCGCCGGUUACAAUAGCCCUACCCCCGUUCAAAAGUACUCCGUCGCCAUUGUCACCGGUGGUCGUGACUUGAUGGCUUGUGCGCAAACCGGAAGUGGGAAAACCGCCGCUUUCCUUCUCCCCAUCCUCUCCCAAAACUUCAAGGACGGCGUGCCAAACCGUUCCGCAGACGCAGCCGCUGGUGGCGGCUACGGGCGACGACCCAAGGUGGCCCCGUCCUCGCUCGUCUUGGCCCCUACCCGUGAGCUCGCCAUGCAGAUCUACGAAGAAGCCCGCAAGUUUGCUUACCGUUCUUGGGUCCGCCCCUGUGUCUGCUACGGUGGUCAGCCCAUGGUGGACCAGAUCCGUGACCUCGAACGUGGAUGUGAACUCCUCGUCGCCACCCCCGGUCGUCUUGUCGACUUGAUCGAGCGUGGCCGUAUCUCCCUCGCAAACAUCCGCUACCUUGUCCUCGACGAGGCCGACCGCAUGUUGGACAUGGGUUUCGAGCCCCAGAUCAGGAGGAUCGUCGAAAAGGAAGACAUGCCCGCCCAAGGUCGUCAGACUCUCAUGUUCUCCGCUACCUUCCCCCGCAACAUUCAGAUGCUGGCCCGCGAUUUCCUCUCGGACUACAUCUACCUCACCGUCGGCCGUGUCGGAUCCACCUCCGAGAACAUCACCCAGCGCGUCGAAUACGUCGAGGAAGACGACAAGCGCUCCGUCCUCCUUGACCUCCUCUACGCCGACGGCGAAGCCGGCAAGGCGUCUGGCAAGCUCAACCUCACCCUCGUCUUUGUCGAGACGAAGCGCUCCGCCGACAUGCUCUGCAACUUUCUCCUCAGCAACAGCUUCCCCGCCACCUCCAUCCACGGCGACCGCACCCAGCGCGAGCGCGAGAUGGCCCUCAACACCUUCCGAACGGGCCGCACCCCCGUUCUCGUCGCCACCGCCGUCGCCGCCCGUGGUCUCGACAUCCCCAACGUCGGCCACGUCAUCAACUUUGACCUCCCCUCCGACAUUGACGACUACGUCCACCGUAUCGGUCGUACGGGACGUGCCGGAAACACCGGAAAGGCAACCGCAUUCUUCAACCUCCACCGCGACAAGGGCGUCGUCAAGGAAUUGCUCGAGAUCCUCCAGGAAGCCAACCAGGACGUCCCCGAGUGGCUCGACCAGUGCAAACGCGAGGCCGAGCGCGACUCGUUCCGCGGGUUCGGCGGAGGCGGCGGCCGGGGUCGUCGUGGUGGCCGUGGUGGAGGCGGAUCCCGGUUCGGUGGGAACGUCGAUUUCCGUAAAUCUGAGGCCGGUGGGUUUGGACCCCGUGCUGCGGGUGGACCCCCGUCGUACGGUGGUGGCUAUGGAGGAGGAGGUUACGGUGGUGGGUUCGGGGGAGGCUACGGAGGUGGUUACGGUGGAGGUGCUCCGGCGCAGAACAGCAGCAGCUCGGGCGCUGGCAACAACUGGUUCUAAACUGUCACAAGCGCUGCCACAAGCUCGUCAUCGCAGAACGCGUUCACAUUGUCGACACUACACACCCACACCCCCCUCCUCCCUCUUCAUUCAUCGCCCCGUUCUUUUCCCGCGCCGCGCGCCUCGCUAUCACGCAUCCAAACACGUCAUACCUUCCCCACGACACAGCACCCCGACAGGAAAAAUGAAACCCUCCUUCCCUCCCACACCCUGGGGUCUCACGCACGAUACCCCAGCCUCCCUCGAUAGAUAUUCGACCCCUCGGACAACAACCACCACCGCACCUGUACACACAAAACACCGACCGAAACGAUAUUUAUUCCCCCCCCCCCCCC